UUCCUGUCAUUUAUGAAGCAGUUUGCUAACUUUCUUUCAGUUCUGAAGCAACUGCGUUCUGUUUGAGGAAACCAAAAAAAUAUCUCAUAGCCACACGGCUGUAUCUCUCUAGGGCGUUGCAUUUCGACAACAGAAAUGCUUCAGGCAGUGUGUCUGAGGGGCCUUCUGCUGUUGUUGGUGGGAAGACAGGUCUACACUAACCAAUGUUCGAAAGGUUCAGUAAACACAUGUGGAGAGUGCAUCAGGUCUGGGCCUGGCUGUGCCUGGUGUAAAGACUUGAAUUUCACCAAGGAUGUGAAGCAGGAAGCAGCACGCUGUGACACAUAUACUUCGCUUAAAGAAAAAGGAUGUUCACCCAGCGGCAUAAUAAAUCCUAAAAACGAUUUUACAAAAAAGGCAGACAAGCCCCUAAAUGCUGGUAAAAAUCCAGUGCAGAUCCAACCACAAGAAAUACAGUUGGAUCUUAGACCAGGUAUGCCCUUCACUUUUCAACUACAUUUUAGAAGGGCACAAGGCUAUCCAGUAGAUCUCUACUACCUAAUGGAUCUCUCAUACUCCAUGAAAGAUGAUUUGAAGAAUGUGAAAAAUCUGGGGAAUAAAUUACUCGAAAAACUCAAUGGCAUCACUGGCAAUGCCAGGAUAGGCUUCGGUUCGUUUGUCGACAAAACACUUCUUCCAUACACCGACACCAAUGAAGCGAAGCUCCAACGGCCAUGCUCGGAUAAAAAUGAUCCAUGUCAGCCAGCAUUUGGCUUUCAACAUGUGCUUUCGCUGACAGACGAUGGAAACAGAUUCAAAACUAUGGUAGCCGAGCAGCAUAUAUCUGGAAAUCUGGACCCCCCAGAAGGAAGCCUGGAUGCCAUCAUGCAAGCCGCGGUCUGUGUGGACGAGAUUGGGUGGGGAAACAGCACUCGACUGCUGGUGUUGGCCACUGAUGAUGGCUUCCACAUGGCAGGGGAUGGAAAACUUGCUGCCAUUCUGGAACCAAACAAAGAAACCUGUCAGCUGGUCAACAAUAAGUACAGCAAGAGCAACCUAUGGGACUACCCAUCUGUUGGACAAAUAGCUCGCAAGCUGGAGGAUCACAACAUUCAACCAAUUUUUGCAGUCACAAAAAAAAUGGAAAGUGUGUACACCGAGCUGAGCAAACUGAUCCCUAAAUCUGCAGUAGGGGUGCUCUCUGAAGACUCGGGAAACGUUGUCAAUAUUAUUGUGGAUGCAUACAACAGCUUAACCUCUGAAGUGAUCAUGGCUCAUGAAGCCCUCCCAGACUACAUAAAAGUGAAAUACACUUCAAACUGUAUGGGUGGAGAACAAACCAGUGACCAGGGGAAAUGUAGUAAUGUGAACAUUGGUCAGGACGUGAUUUUUGAUGUGACUGUAACAGUAAAAAAAUGCAUUACCAGUCAUAGCUUCCAAAUCGGGCCAUUGGGCUUCAGUGAAAAACUGAAGGUGAACAUUCAGACUCGAUGCGAUUGUGAAUGUGAUGAUAUCAAUCAACCUCAUCCUCACUGUAAUGGUCACGGUAAAGUUGUCUGUGGUGGCUGCAGCUGUGAUCAGGGUUACCUAGGACAGCGCUGUGAAUGCCAAGUAGGCCAAAAGGAUGAGGCAUCAUUGAAAGCACAGUGCCAGAAGGACAACGGGACCGAAUGCGAAGGCAAAGGAGAUUGUGUGUGCGGACGAUGUCAGUGUCAUAAGACAGAGAGUGAUCUUUCCUUUUACUAUGGAGAAUUCUGUGAAUGCGACGAUGAGCACUGUGAAAAAUAUGACAAUAAACAGUGUGCAGGUCAUGGCAAGUGCAAAUGUGGUAAAUGUGAGUGUGAUGAAGGCUACGAGGGCGCAGCUUGUCAAUGUGCAAAAUCUGAUGAAAAAUGCAAAAUCGACGGAGUUGUUUGUCAUAACCGUGGGAAAUGCGUAUGUAACCAGUGUGAAUGUGAGAGAGGAUACAAGGUGCCCGCAUGCAAAUUCUGUUCUACUUGCCAACGUCCGUGUCAAGAGUCAGGGAGUUGUGUUGAAUGUUUGGCCUUUGGGACUGGUCCGCUUGAGAAGAGCUGCCCUGCAUCCUGUCAACAUCUGGAAGUUAAGAUUGUUGAUAAAAUGAUCAAAAGCGACUGUCGAGUCAAAGAUAAACUGGGCUGCUGGAUGUCAUUUACAAUGACGGAACAGCUUGGAUUUGACAAGUACUUUGUCAGUGUCCUCAAAGACAGAGAAUGUCCUGAGGGGCCAAACAUUGCAGCCAUCGUAGGAGGAUCUCUAGCAGCUGUGGCGUUGAUUGGUCUCCUGAUUCUCCUCAUCGUCAAGGCAGUUCUGUAUGCAAGCGACCUUAGAGAAUGGAAGAGAUUUGAAAAAGACAGAAAACAUGAAAAAACAUCUGGUACCAACCCGUUAUUCCAGAAUGCUACGACCACAGUUCAAAACCCAACAUUUUCUGGAGAUUCUUGAGAACUUGUUGGUGCUGAAUGCGUGGAGUGCAGAGCGUGUGUGUAUAAAUGAAUCUUUGUGUCUGAUGCAUGAUCAUUCAAUAAAAUGAAAGAGCUUUAACUUUU
Molecule: messenger RNA, 2546 nt
Organism: Carassius carassius (crucian carp)
Lineage: Eukaryota; Metazoa; Chordata; Actinopteri; Cypriniformes; Cyprinidae
Gene: itgb2
Product: integrin, beta 2
Exons: 16
Coding region: 136-2442 (768 amino acids)
Biological process (GO): integrin-mediated signaling pathway; cell migration; cell-matrix adhesion
Cellular component (GO): integrin complex; focal adhesion; cell surface
Molecular function (GO): integrin binding; amyloid-beta binding
Source: RefSeq, a predicted model, not a curated record